Episyrphus balteatus (marmalade hoverfly) is the source of this 1728-nucleotide messenger RNA. Its product is annotated as fatty acyl-CoA reductase 1-like. Gene Ontology annotation, biological process: long-chain fatty-acyl-CoA metabolic process. Lineage: Eukaryota; Metazoa; Arthropoda; Insecta; Diptera; Syrphidae. Bases 204 to 1709 code for a protein of 501 amino acids. Gene Ontology annotation, molecular function: alcohol-forming very long-chain fatty acyl-CoA reductase (NADP+) activity. Gene Ontology annotation, cellular component: peroxisome. The record is from RefSeq and is a predicted model, not a curated record. The transcript has 11 exons.
AGUAAACUUUCUUUUAAAAUUGAAUUAAGAUAUGCAAAUAUGUUUCAUGACACAGCGCAUGGGUUUUAACCUUGAAUAAAUCAAUUUGGUUGUGUCAAUUAUGGUUGCAAUUGUUAGCUGUUCAAAAGAAUACUUAUUUGUUGCGCCUCUAUUAAUAUGCAGUAAAUUGAAAAAAUAAAAACAAGCAAACAUAACAAGUAAAAAUGAAUGACAGAACUUCAAUACCAGAAUUUUUCACUGGCCGUGAUAUAUUCAUAACAGGAGGUUCAGGAUUUUUAGGAAAAGCUUUAAUUGAAAAACUUUUGCGUUCUUGUUCGAAUCUAAACAGAAUUUAUGUUUUAAUUCGUGGGAAAAAAGGAAAAACAGCCGAAGCACGUUUAAAGGAAAUGUUCAAUUCAGAGUUUUUUAACAAGGUUCGAGAAAAGAAUGAUUUGUUAAUAAACAAAGUCACAGCAAUCGAUGGUGAUGUUAUGCUUCCGGGCUUAGGAAUAAGUGCUUCAAAUGUACAAAUGUUAAAGAAUGUAUCGAUUGUUAUUCAUUCAGCUGCUAGUGUAAAGUUUGAUGAUCCGUUAAAGGAGGCAAUUUUAAUGAAUGCUCGAGGCACAUUGGAAACUCUUAAAUUAGCUGAAGGUUUUCCAAAUAUAAAAGCAUUUGUCCAUAUAUCCACAACUUACUCAAAUCCAGACAAACACGUAGUAGAAGAAGAGCUCUAUCCAGCAAAAGUAGAUUGGAGAACGGCAAUUAAGCUAGCUGAAAACUACAGCACAGAAAUGCUUAAUAUAUUUAACCUAAAGUACAGCGAAUUUCAGCCUAAUACCUAUACUUUUACAAAAGGUUUAGCGGAGCAAAUAGCUAACGAUUACAAACAAAAAUUACCUGUUUUCAUUUAUAGACCGUCUAUUGUGGUCUCAUCAAUAGAAGAACCAGUGCCAGGAUGGAUAGAUAACUUUAACGGCCCAGUUGGAAUGUUUGUCGCCAGUGGCAUUGGAAUUCUCCGUACAGCACAUGGAGAUCCGGAUGUUUGCCUCGACUACAUGCCAGUUGAUAUUGCUGUUAAAGGAUUAAUAGUAGCCGUUUAUAAGAAAUGCCUUGAAAAUCAUAGUCCAGAGGAAUUGAUUGUCUACAAUUGCUCAACAGCAACAGUCCGUCCAGUUUCUACUGGUGACGUCAUAGAAAUGGCUAAAGUUUUAAUCAAAGAUAAUCCAAUGGAGCAAACAUUUUGGGUGCCUGGAGGAGGCAUAACAAGAUAUAAAUAUUGGUACUAUUUGCGGUUUAUGACUUUGCAUGUUCUUUUCGCAAUUUUGGCAGACACAAUACUUCGCAUCUCAAAUAAUAAGCCAUUUUUUCUUAAACUUCAACGGAAAAUAUAUGCUGCCAAUAAUGCACUGCACUAUUUUAAUAUAACGCAAUGGUCCUUCCAAAAUGAUAAGUUUUAUGAAAUGGAUAAAUUCAUAAUGCCUUGUGAUAAAAAAGAGUUUGCAUUUGAGCACUAUACAAAUAUUGAUAUACAUGAAUUUUUCAAAAAUGCUCUUGUUGGAGCUAAGUAUUGGCUGCUAAAAAUGCCUUUAAAAUCUUCAAAAUGGGCAAAAAUAAAAUUCCGUAUUCUUACCGUUGUGAAUUUUUCAAUUCAACUAACAAUUGGAAUAAUUAUUUUAAGAAUGGGAGUUUUAUAUGUUUAUCGCAAUUAUUUUACAACAAAUUCCACCUAGAAUAAAUCUUUUAUAAAAA